UGGACCCAGGACGCGCAAGGCCCCAGCGAGCAGGGAACAUGUUGGCGGUGCACUUUGACCAGCCGGGAGGACCCGAGAACCUGUACGUGAAGGAGGUGGCCCGACCCAGCCCAGGAGAGGGUGAAGUCCUCCUGCGGGUGGCGGCUGCCGCCUUGAAUCGAGGGGACUUAAUGCAGAGGCGAGGCCUGUACCCGCCACCCCCAGGAGCCAGCAGCAUUUUGGGACUCGAAGCUUCCGGACAUGUGGCGGAGCUGGGGCCCGGCUGCCGGGGCCCCUGGAAGAUCGGGGACGCAGCCAUGGCUCUGCUGCCCGGUGGGGGCCAGGCGCAGUAUGUCACCGUGCCCGAGGGCCUCCUCAUGCCUGUUCCGCAGGGCCUGAGUCUGCCCCAGGCAGCAGCCAUCCCCGAGGCCUGGCUCACGGCCUUCCAGCUGCUGCACUUGGUGGGAAAUGUUCGGGCAGGAGAGUUCGUGCUAAUCCAUGCAGGAUCAAGUGGUGUGGGCACAGCUGCCAUCCAGCUCACGCGAAUGGCAGGUGCUAUUCCUCUGGUCACAGCUGGCUCCUCAGAGAAGCUUCAGAUGGCCCAAAAGCUCGGGGCAGCUGCCGGGUUCAAUUACAAGGAAGAGGAUUUUUCUGAAGCUGCACUGAAAUUCACCAAAGGAGCUGGAGUCAACCUCAUUCUAGACUGCGUAGGCGGAUCCUACUGGGAGAAAAAUGUCAACUGCCUGGCCCUUGACGGUCGCUGGAUUCUCUAUGGAUUGUUGGGAGGAGUGGACAUCAGUGGGCCUCUGCUUUCCAAGCUGCUUUUUAAACGAGGAAGUCUGAUCACCAGUCUGCUAAGAAAUAGGGACAAAGAGUACAAACAAAUGCUGGUGAAGGCUUUCACAGAACAAGUUCUGCCUCACUUCUCCACCGAGGGACCCCAACGUCUCCAGCCGGUCCUGGACAGAGUCUACCCAAUGGCUGAAAUCCAAGAGGCCCAUGCCUACAUGGAGACCAACCAGAACAUGGGCAAGAUCGUCCUGGAAAUGCCCCAGUGAAGGGGUGCCUGCCACAGGGCAGAUCCACUUCAGGUUUUCCAGAGCAAAACUUGAAAGAGACUUUUCAUCGCAGCCAGGCAAGAAAACUGGCCAGCCUAAGCCAC
Sorex fumeus (smoky shrew) is the source of this 1141-nucleotide messenger RNA. Its product is annotated as quinone oxidoreductase PIG3. The transcript has 6 exons. Gene Ontology annotation, molecular function: quinone reductase (NADPH) activity; NADPH binding; quinone binding. NCBI's taxonomy places the organism in Eukaryota, Metazoa, Chordata, Mammalia, Eulipotyphla, Soricidae. Bases 39 to 1037 code for a protein of 332 amino acids. The record is from RefSeq and is a predicted model, not a curated record.